UUCAUUUCACAUCAUGACUGAACUGAAACAAACAUUAUAAAAUCAUUCAUUUAUAGUACAUUGGACUGUUCUUGUUGAUAUGUUUCUAAUACAAAUCAAUUUUGCACUUGCCACUUACACGUGCUGGUCAUAUAAUUAGAAUAUCAUCAAAAAGUUGAUUUAUUUCCUUAAUUCCAUUCAAAAAGUGAAACUUGUAUAUUAUAUUCAUUCAUUACACACAGACUGAUGUAUUUCAAAUGUUUAUUUCUUUUAAUUUUGAUGAUUAUAAUUGACAACUAAGGAAAAUCCCAAAUUCAGUAUCUCAGAAAAUAAGAAUAUUGUGAAAAGGUUCAAUAUUAAAGACACUUGGUGCCACACUCUAAUCAGCUAAUUAACUCAAAACACCUGCAAAGGACUUUAAAUGGUCUCUCAGUCUAGAACUAUAGGCUACCCAAUCAUGGGGAAGACUGCUGAUUUGACUGUUGUCCAAAAGACGACCAUUGACACCUUGCACAAGGUGCAUUCAAAAAUGUGGGGGAGAUUCACAAAGAGUGGACUGCAGCUGGAGUCAGUGCUUCAAGAACCACUACACACAGACGUAUGCAAGACAUGGGUUUCAGCUUCGCAUUCCUUGUGUCAAGCCCCCCUUGAACAACAGACAGCGUCUGAAACAUCUCACUUCAAAAAAGACUGGACUGCUACUGAGUGGUCCAAAUUUAUGUUCUCUGAUGAAAGUAAAUUUUGCAUUUCCUUUGGAUAUCAGGGUCCAAGAGUCUGGAGGAAGAUAGGAGAGGUACACAAUCCACAUUGCUUGAGAUCCAGUGUAAAGUUUCCACAGUCAGUGAUGGUUUGGGGUGCCAUGUCAUCUGCUGGUGUUGGUCCACUGUGUUUUCUGAAGUCAAAGGACUUGAAACCUGCACACAGUGCCAAAGCUACCAGUACCUGGUUUAAGGACCAUGGUAUCCCUGUUCUUAAUUGCCCAGCAAUCUCCUGUGUCUCCGCUGGUUCUGCCCAGAAAUGAAUCUCAUGUGUCUCCGCUGGUUCCGCCCAGCAUAGAGUCCCCUGUGUCUCCGCUGGUUCCGCCCAGAAAUGAAUCUCCUGUGUCUCAACUGGUUCCGCCCAGCACUGAAUCCCCUGUAUCUCCGCUGAUCCUGACUAUCCCUUCUUCAUCUCCUGGGCAUCCCAAUCCCCAGUUGAGCCCAGGGAGGGGCUCCCGAUUCCCUGAUGAGCUCAAGGAGGGCUCCUGAACCCCAGUUCGCUCCAGUGUCAGCUCCAGCUCCAGAGCGCACUCCAAUGUCAGCUCUAGCCCCAGAGCUCACUCCAGUGUCAGCUCCAGCCCCAAAGCUCACUCCAGUGUCAGCUCCAGCCCCGGAGCUCACUCCAGUGUCAGCUCCAGCCCCAGAGCUUGCUCCAGUGUCAGCUCCAGCUCCAGAGCUCACUCCAGUGUCAGCUCCAGCCCCAAAGCUCACUCCAGUGUCAGCUCCAGCCCCGGAGCUCACUCCAGUGUCGGCUCCAGCCCCGGAGCUCGCUCCAGUGUCGGCUCCGGCUCCAGCUCCGGAGCUCCCUCCAGUGUCGGCUCCAGCCCCAGAGCUUGCUCCAGUGUCGGCUCCGGCUCCAGCUCCGGAGCUCCCUCCAGUGUCGGCUCAAGCCCCAGAGCUCGGUCCAGUGUCGGCUCCAGCCCCAGAGCUCGCUCCAGUGUUGGCUCCAGCCCCAGAGCUCACUCCAGUGUCGGCUCCAGCCCCAGAGCUCGCUCCAGUGUCGGCCCCAGAGCUCGCUCCAGUGUCGGCUCCAGCUCCAGAGCUCGCUCCAGUGUCGGCUCCAGCCCCAGAGCUCGCUCCAGUGUCGGUUCCAGCCCCAGAGCUCGCUCCAGUGUCAGCCCCAGAGCUCGCUCCAGUGUCGGCUCCAGCCCCAGAGCUCGCUCCAGUGUCGGCUCCAGCCCCAAAGCUUGCUCUAGUUUUGGUUCCAGCCCUAGAGCUCGGUCCAGUGUCGGCUCCAGGCCCAGAGUCCAGCCCAGUGAGUUUUCUCAAGUAUUUUUUUUUACGGGGGGUUGCAGUAGAGAUCCAGCCAUAGAGGCCGAGGUGGGGGUUGGAGUCAAGGACUCGGAGGCAGCUCCGCCAUGGUCGCCCCAGUCUCCAGAUCCCCCACACCCCCGCCCAACCCCACUCCCCGGUGUUAUGGCUCAGGACUAGGCUUCCGGGAGAGGGGAGUACUGUCACAAGUCGGUCUCACAAUGCACUCCCUCACUCAAGUAUUAAUCACCAGCACCUGCUCACUAUUCAGUCAUUUAAUGAUUCCUCCAAGUCCUCCUCUCCUACGUCUCUCUCGAGGUGUGUGCAACAACUCAUCCAUCCUGGUCACCCUCUUUACUUUGUCUGUAAAGAGAAAACCAGUAUCAAUCCCAGCCUUCGAUUCCAUACUCAACACCGAAUACGGAUAUAUUAAUCUUCUCCUGCUUGCUUAUACACCUGUUUUAAUAAACUUUAAUAUUAUUAACCUUCUGUUCCCGAGCCCGUGUGUUACAAUAUAUUUAUUAUGUAUAUAUAAACACAUACAUACAGCAUAUAUUAAGAAAAAUAUUAACAAGUAUUUAAAUUUAUCUAUGUAUAUUCAUAUAAAUUGUUUAAUAUAUAAAUGUAACAUAUUUUUCUUAAAUAUAUACAUGCAUGUGUGUGUAUUAUGAAAAAAAUUGUGAUAAAUUGCAAUUAAUCGUUCGACAGCGAUUAAUCGUUUAUUUCAUUUUUUACUUUUAUUUGAGGUUUGUGUAAAUCCACUUAAGAUUCACACA
Messenger RNA from Carassius gibelio (silver crucian carp), 2764 nucleotides. RefSeq names its product magnetosome-associated protein MamJ-like. The transcript is spliced from 2 exons. Lineage: Eukaryota; Metazoa; Chordata; Actinopteri; Cypriniformes; Cyprinidae. Bases 1204 to 2049 code for a protein of 281 amino acids. The record is from RefSeq and is a predicted model, not a curated record.